AUGGCCAUUCGGAACAUCAUGCUGUCGUCGCUCCUCGCACACCCGAUACUAACCAUCUUCCUUCUCCCCGUUACCCUGGUCGUGCUGCGCUCGGUGUACCGUAUCUCGCCCCUCCAUCCGCUCUCUCACAUACCAGGUCCGCUUGUCCCUCGACUAUCGUCACUAUGGCUCACUUACCACGCAUGGAUCGGCGACGAGGCUUCGGUGGUUGAUGCGCUGCAUAAGAAAUACGGCACGAUCGUCCGCAACGGGCCCAACAGCGUCGACAUCUCCGAUGGCGCAGCACUGGCCACCAUAUACACCGAACGUGGCGGGUUCGCAAAGACCAAGUUCUACGAGAACUUCGCUCUCCCGGACGGCGUGCACAUGCACAACUCGAUCUUUUCCGAGACGGAUCCCUUGACGCGAGCGCCUCGCGCAAAGGCCGUGGCUGUUCUGUUCUCCACCUCAAACCUCAGACAGGGCCAAGACCUCAUCUAUGCAUGCGUCGACAAGUUUGUGGCCCGGUUGGCUGAGGGGAAGAAGUCGAGUCAAGCACGGGGCAGCGCCCCUUUGAAUAUUCUCAACCUGACGAGAGGGUUGGCCGUCGACGCGGUCUCGUCGUAUCUGCUCGGCAAGAGCUACGGAGCUCUAAGCGAGGACUCCGACCAGAACAAGGACGAGAAGAGAGCGGUGCGAAAGGAGUUGGCUGAGCCAAUGAGCGCGGCCGGCAUGGUCGACACCUUCGUCGCGGUCGGCCGCUUCUGGUACCUCCCCAGUUGGCUAUUCAAGCUCGUCGAGUCCUGGGACGCAUGGUGGAACGCAGACGAGGAGGUGACGCAUAGUCUGGCGCGAGUGGACGACUUCGUGGCCGGAGUAGUGAAGGAUGCGGAAGCCAGUAUCAGUGCCAACGCUGCACAAUGGAAGGACAAGGCGACGGUCCCCGCCACUCCUAACCAUCCUUUGACCUCGUAUCCAGCUCGGCUUUUGCAAGCGGGCUUCAACUCCUCCGAGACGCGGGCUCAAUGCAAGGACCUCAUCUUCGCAGGCUCGGACAGCACCGGGAUGAAUCUGGCCACCAUCCUCUUCAUGCUGGCGAAGCAUCCCGAAUGCUACAGGAAAGCAAGAGACGAAAUCCUGGCUAGUAAACCGGGCUUUGACGAGCUUCAGUCUCUACCGUACCUCCGCGGGGUCGUGAAGGAAGGACUGCGCUUGUCUAUGGCGAACCCGUCACGUCUUCCUCGCAUCGUCCCCCCAGAAAGCUGGACCUUCAAAGACACCCAUUUCCCUGGUGGUACGGAAAUCAGCUGCACGCCGUAUUCUCUGCAUCUGAAUCCAGAAGUGUUUCCCGACCCUUUCGGCUUCAAGCCUGAGAGGUGGAUUGACCCUUCUGAAGAGAUGAUGCGGGACGCCAUCCCCUUCGGUCUGGGUAGUCGACAGUGCAUUGCCAGGAACCUGGCGACGGUGGAGCUGUACUGUGCGGUGGCCAGAGUUAUCGAGGCUGGUAUACUGCAAGGAGCCGUGACCGUGAAGUCCGAGAUUGAGAUUCUGGAAUGGUUCAACAGCAAGGUCAUCGGGGAGCGGAUAGACUUGGUCUGGCAAUGA
This is a messenger RNA of Cladophialophora yegresii CBS 114405, 1584 nucleotides long. RefSeq lists its product as uncharacterized. Gene Ontology annotation, molecular function: heme binding; oxidoreductase activity, acting on paired donors, with incorporation or reduction of molecular oxygen; monooxygenase activity. Lineage: Eukaryota; Fungi; Ascomycota; Eurotiomycetes; Chaetothyriales; Herpotrichiellaceae. The transcript has a single exon. The coding region runs from base 1 to 1584 and encodes 527 amino acids. The record is from RefSeq and is a predicted model, not a curated record.